Molecule: messenger RNA, 2015 nt
Organism: Macadamia integrifolia
Lineage: Eukaryota; Viridiplantae; Streptophyta; Magnoliopsida; Proteales; Proteaceae
Product: trans-cinnamate:CoA ligase, peroxisomal-like
Exons: 1
Coding region: 111-1850 (579 amino acids)
Source: RefSeq, a predicted model, not a curated record
CCCUCUCACUUCCACCAAAGAAAUCCAUCAAAGACCUCACAAACCCAUCGUUUCCUUUCUCUUUCUUCUUCUUCACUUCAAGCCCUUUUUCCUCUCUCAACUUCUUAAAAAUGGAUAUGUUACCCAAAUGUGCUGCAAACUAUGUUCCUCUCACCCCCACUAGCUUCCUCUCUAGAGCUGCUACUGUCUAUGGAAGCCGCACCUCUGUCAUCCAUGGCAGAACCAAAUUCACUUGGAAACAAACCUACCAACGUUGUCUUCGCCUUGCUAGCACUCUCCAGUCACUUAAUAUCGUCAAGAAUGAUAUAGUUUCAGUUCUAGCACCAAACAUCCCAGCCCUUUAUGAGAUGCAUUUUGCUGUUCCCAUGGCCGGAGCUGUUCUCAACGCUAUCAAUACAAGGCUUGAUGCCAACAACAUUGCUACUAUCCUCAAGCAUUCAGAAGCUAAACUCUUUUUUGUUGAUUACGAGUAUGUGCCAUUAGCUCGUGAUGCACUCCGGCUACUCGUCGCCGACACAAAAGAAUCUCUGAUACCAUUUGUUAUUGUCAUAGAUGACAUUGAUUCCCCCACCGGAAUCCGCCUUGGAGGGCUUGAGUAUGAACAACUCAUCCACAAUGGAAAUCCUCGCUACACUCCGGAGCAGCUCACCGACGAAUGGGAUGCGAUCACACUGAAUUACACUUCCGGCACAACAUCGAAACCUAAGGGAGUUGUGUACAGCCACAGAGGUGCUUUUCUAAGUACCCUCAGCCUUGUAUUACAGUGGAAAAUGGGGGAGGAACCAGUUUACUUAUGGUCACUUCCUAUGUUUCACUGCAACGGGUGGACAUUCACGUGGGGUGUCGCCGCACGCGGUGGUACAAACGUGUGUAUUCGCAACACUUGUGCUGCCGACAUGUACCGGGCGAUCGCCGAACAUAAGGUGACCCAUAUGUGCUGUGCGCCUAUUGUGUUCAACAUCCUUCUUGAGGAGGAGGGCCGCCGUCUUAGCUCUCCGGUGGAGAUACUUACUGGCGGCGCACCACCACCCGCAGCGUUGUUGGAGAAGAUUGAGAAAUUAGGAUUCCACGUAACACAUGCAUAUGGGCUCACAGAAGCCACGGGACCCGCUUUGGUGUGUGAGUGGCAAGCUAAGUGGGAUCUAUUGCCGAAGGAGGAACAAGCUAAACUGAAGGCCCGGCAAGGGAUCAGUGUUCUGACGCUGGCUGAUGUGGAGGUGAAGGAUUUGAAAACUAUGAUUAGUGUUCCAAGAGAUGGGAAAUGUGUGGGUGAGAUUGUGUUACGUGGAAGCAGUAUCAUGAAGGGUUACUUCAAGGAUCCAGAAGCUACUUCCAAGGCUUUCAAGGAUGGAUGGUUUCUCACCGGAGACGUAGGAGUGAUCCACCCAGAUGGAUAUUUGGAAAUCAAAGACAGAUCUAAAGAUGUGAUUAUCUCAGGUGGAGAGAACAUCAACAGUGUUGAGGUGGAAGCUAUGUUAUAUAAGCAUCCAAGUGUGUUAGAAGCUGCUGUUGUUGCAAUGCCACAUCCAAAGUGGGGAGAGACUCCUUGUGCUUUCAUAACACUUAGAAAAGGUGAGAAAGGAGAGGUAAAGGAAGGAGAUAUUAUCUCAUUUUGUAGAAAAAAUCUUCCACAUUUCAUGGCUCCUAGGAAGGUUGUGUUCAAGGAUGAGCUCCCAAAGAUUGCUACAGGUAAGAUUAAGAAGUUUGAGUUGAGGGAAGAGGCAAAGAAGUUCACUAUUUCAGAAACCAAUGUUAACCAGAAGAGUACCCCACAAAGCAGGAAUCAGAGGUCACAGUAUACACAUCAGCAGCCUAUGGAACAAGCAGUAAUGGCCAUGUCUCGUCUGUGAUGUUUAAAUUUUUGGGUUUUUUUUUUUUUUUUGGUUGCCCUUUUCUCAAGGAUAAGUAAGUUUAGUCUUGUAAAGAAUAUCAUACAGAUAUGUGGCCAUUCACCUAUUGUUAUGUUCGCUUCCCUUUAUAAGCAAUAACAGAAAUUAAUUGACAAAGUUUUAUUA